Messenger RNA from Aspergillus ibericus CBS 121593, 1508 nucleotides. RefSeq names its product bZIP transcription factor. The coding region runs from base 191 to 1471 and encodes 426 amino acids. The record is from RefSeq and is a predicted model, not a curated record. NCBI's taxonomy places the organism in Eukaryota, Fungi, Ascomycota, Eurotiomycetes, Eurotiales, Aspergillaceae. The transcript has 2 exons.
AGAGGUAUUAUCAUAGGGAAAGAAAGCCAAGCAACAUAAUUAGAGGGCGGUCCGACUUUCCACCGAAAGACCGGACAGAUUCCCAGGCCCAUGCAUGGCACGUGGGAAGCUCCGGGUGGCGGUCUGCCAUAUCUUACAUCGAACUCGACACGACAGCCUCAUUUGAUCCGUCUACGUAGUCACGACGACAAUGUCUUCUUCUAGUUCGUCUGUUCCUGACACUGAUCUCAGUGAUCAGGAUCGAAGGUUGGGUGAGAACACGAAAGAUGAUUAUGUUAAGGAUAACCUUCGCCGAUUGCGUACGGGAAAGCGAGGCCGACCCCCGAUCGACCCCACGCAAAGAGGUCUGGUGGAACGACGCCGUAAUCAGGUCCGAAAAGCACAGCAGGCCUAUAGAAACCGGAAAGAGGAGGAAGCUGCUCGGCGCAUCAACCGCAUUGCGGAUCUGGAAAACCGCAUCCACCGGAUGAGACAGUCUUUUGUUGACUUGAUAUCCUGCAUCACGGAGCCAGCUACAAUUCAGAGCCAGCCAGACUUGGCGCACCAACUCCAGACCAUCACCCGCGACUUCUUAUCUGCAUCCCAAAUCGAACAUGCCAGCGAGUUACUACGGGGAGGACAUUUUAACCAGAACGACUCAAGCAAUGAUUCCCCCUCGUUGUCUCCAGGCAUCUCGUCCAAUAUCCGCGCCUCCUGCGCUCCCAAAUCGCCUGUACCAGCUGUAUCUAUCGAAGACCCGCUGCCUACUCCCGCGCCAGCUUUAGAUUAUCUCUCUACGACCUUCGAAGGACAAGCCCCGCCCCCGAGAAAUUUCUCGCAGAGACUAUAUCUUAAUUGCAUCAAGCGCGCUUACUUUCUACUCACCAGCCCAUCAGCCGACAGGGCCGAAGUCGCCCGCGUCUUCCAGUAUUCAUUCCUGUAUUCAGAUGCCAACACGAUGGCCUCAACCUUUGACAACUUACUACGGACCAAUGCUGAUUACCAGACCGCAUAUGUCUAUCGGCUGGGCGGCGCAGGUACUCACUAUAAGGAACCGCUGAUAGGCCCCGUUCUCGAAUGGAGUACACUAUCAGUGGCUGACGAAGACCCAUGGUUCGAUCCGCGGGACAUUGAGGGCUGGCUCGAAGAGAACGGGCUUGUUAUUGGAGGCGCCCAGUCAUUCAUGUACCUGUCGGACUUGCGUUUUCUACCUUCUAGCUCGGUAGAGUGGAAUAUUCGGCAAGGUGUCAAGAUCUUCCAUGUGGAUCAUUUUCUUCAAGGUUGGUCUUCGUUUAUUCCUCUGGGAUUGCACUGUGAUUGUAGGGAUACUGAAUGUCUUGAGCAGAGCUUCUUUCGAGGGGGGUGUGUCUGGGUGGUGCCCCGGGCUUCCGCCGCCGGGACGUUGAAGCGGCAUUUGGCCUCGCAAUAUUUGAUGAACCGACCUUCGUUCCUGAACCAGGGCGGUACGUUCAAGGUAUUUUUUGAAAGGUGAAAAAACACUCGGUUUAUCCGAAUAUUCCCAUCUUUCC